This is a messenger RNA of Rhipicephalus sanguineus (brown dog tick), 1284 nucleotides long. RefSeq names its product transport and Golgi organization protein 2 homolog. Lineage: Eukaryota; Metazoa; Arthropoda; Arachnida; Ixodida; Ixodidae. Gene Ontology annotation, biological process: Golgi organization; protein secretion. The record is from RefSeq and is a predicted model, not a curated record. The transcript has 7 exons. The coding region runs from base 217 to 1101 and encodes 294 amino acids. Gene Ontology annotation, cellular component: Golgi apparatus.
AGGAAACGUGCCCGUCUCGAAACCGAAAGUGCGUCCGGUAUUCGUCUCUGUCGAGCAACUCCUCACGACGCUCGAAGAAGACAUCCGAAAGCACGUAGGGGCCGGUUCGUCCCCAAAUAUCUUGCACCCAUCGUUUUUUUUUAUUCUUUUUUACUUCCCUUCCAAUAUUGACUUAGACGUCGCCCAAUUGACUGAUCGCUGUCCACAACGAGUACGAUGUGCCUACUGUACCUCUUCGUGAAUCCGCAUCCGAAACCGGACGAAUACCUGCUCGUGUUAGCCAGUGUUCGGGACGAGUUUUUCGGCAGGCCCACCAGCGGCGUCCACAUCUGGGAAAACAACCCGCAGAUCGUCGGACCAAUGGACCUGGAAGAAGGCAAGGUCGGAGGCACGUGGCUGGGCAUGAACAUCACUGGCAAGGUGGCAUCCCUGCUGAACAUCAUCCAGCCUCUCGACGAAAUCACCGGCGACGAGAAACUGCCCAGGGGCCAUCUUGCGGUGCGGUACCUGGAAGGUGGUCAGGACGGCAUGAACUACCUGCGCGACCUUCGGAGGAAGGCCAGCGACUACGACCGGUUCCUUCUCGUCACGCUGGACGUGAGCCCAUCACGGCAAGACAUCCAAGCCUGCUGCUAUACGAACGCCCUAGAUUCCCCGCCAAUUCACCUAAAAGCAGGUUUCCACGCAUUCGGCAACAGCAACCCACUGCGUCCCUGGCGUAAAGUGGUCGAGUCACGGGCCCAGUUCGGCGACAUCGUGCAGCGACAGGGCAAGGCCGGCCGCAAGCAGGCGCUGGUCGACGAGCUCAUUGCCAUGAUGAACAACAGCACCGAGUACUUUCCCGACGACCAGCUGCUGAAGGACGCGGAAGGCCGGUCCGAAGAAUCGCUGCGAAGCCUCAGCUCCGUAUUCGUCCGGGUCGAGGACGAGUACUACGGAUCCAGAACGCACACCGUGAUCCUGGUGGACGCCAGGGGCUGCGUGGACUACAUCGAGCGAACCAUGCAGCAACCAAUCGACCUUAACGGCAACGAACCCUGGGUCACGACGAGGCUUCAGUUCGGCAUCCAGGAGCCCGGAUCACUCGUGUCCCGCCUUUGACCCCGACCCUUCAUUCAUGCGUAUUUAUGUCCCACUCUUAAGAGUCAGCGGCUUCGUCUGCGCUCCUCACGAAAGGUGCCGUUAUGGUAGCCAGGCGCAGAAACGAAGCAACACAUUAAUUUAUGCCAUUGCUUCUUCAUCCGCAAGGUAAACAACAACAUGCGUAUCAACCUUCCAAGAGGU